Messenger RNA from Meloidogyne enterolobii, 1122 nucleotides. Lineage: Eukaryota; Metazoa; Nematoda; Chromadorea; Rhabditida; Meloidogynidae. The record is from the annotation of a GenBank genome assembly.
UUCGGGGUCAAACCCUAUUUUAUUCUUCCAGGUUUCAGAUUCCUUAUGCCGUCCUUGGAAAGCGUUAAAUUUACAGAAGAAAAUGGCAACGUUUCACAUGUUUUGACGCCAAAUAAUGAGGAUGCUAGUACUUCCACUUUUGUUGAUUCUACCCCUAUACAAGAUGAAUCUUUUAGCAAGAAUCUUCCAAUUUGUGAUUCAGAUGCUUCUUUUCCUUGUGUUACAUUGAAACAAGAACGGUUGCAUUGUAUUUACAGAGAAUAUGAUGCUGUUGUCAAAAACUUUAUUGAAGGUGUUUAUGUCACACCUGGUGCUGAAUCCCCACUCGUUUGGUUUGGACUUUUAGUUGUUCGAACAGGAAUAUUUUAUGGAGGAUUAUUUCGUUUUACAAUAACAAUUCCUGAAGAAUUUCCUGACACAAAUGAAAUUCCGAUUGUUCAAUUUGAAGAAUCCUUGUUCCAUCCACUUAUUAAUCCAAAAAACAAUUGUGUGGAUUUAACCAGAUUUUUUCCUAGUGGUUGGCAAAGAGACAGAAAUCAUAUUUAUCAAGUUAUUACAGCAACUCAGGGAAUAUUCUUCCGCUGUCAAUGUGAACCUUCCCAAGCUGCAAACCCUGAAGCUUCCAUUUUAUUAAAAGAAAAUAGGUCAAAAUUUGUUCAAUUAGCUCAUAAUGCUGUUAGAAGAAGUCGAACUCAAAUUUAUGCAUUGCCUUCCUCUGAUGAUCAAAAUGCUAUAAGGUUUUUUUUUAUUUUUUGGGGAGUUUUCAGUGAGAUUGUUAAUGACACGUUUUUUAUUAACAUAGGCUGGGAAAAAUUCUUUCUUUGGUUUUCUGGUUGUAGGUUGCUUUGGUUUCCCUCGUAAAAGAACCAUUUUAUUUGGUUCCUUGGUUUAAAUCUUGGCCGUCGUUGGAUAAUUUUGUUUGUUCCUUCGUUAUAGGAACUAUUUUUCGUUGUUUUCUCUUUUAAUGUUUUGGGAUGAUCGGUAUCUUUUGGGUUUCCGUUGAGGGGUUGGUCGAUUCCUUCUUUCAAUUUUUAGGAGGUCCUUCAGUCUUUUUCUCUGAUGAUUUUUCCAUCAUGAUUUCUUUAAAUCUUUUAAAAUCCCAGAUGAAGCCUUUCAAUAAUC